AUGUCGUCUUCCAUUUUGCUGGGUAAUCUUGUCCAAACUCGCUGGGAUUCGCUAUGCCGGGAGUGGAAAGAGGCCCUGGUGAUGUAUGGAACCGCCCUGACUAAACUGCAGCGCGCAGAGAGGCUAUUUAGAGCAAAAUCUUCCUCGGAUAUUGUGAAAGAGCAUGCAAAUGUUGGUCAUACGAAUUGGGACCCGAUGAACCAACCAGAAAACCUCCUGUUGGAGAUUGAGAGCGGUAUCUUGAUCCGCGAAGUACAGGAAGACAUCGCAUCCGAGAUGAGGAGCCCAGAGGGAGGAAAUAAUUCUGUGAUGCAGCUCAACAUGGGUGAAGGAAAGUCGUCCGUCAUUGUUCCUAUUGUCGCUGCAUAUCUCGCGGAUGGCUGCAAACUCGUGCGCGCUGUUGUUGGAAAGCCACAGUCCAAGGAACUGCGACGAACGCUCAUCUCCAAGCUGGGCGGUCUUCUCAGUCGUCAGAUCUUUUACAUGCCUUUCAACCGCUCAUUGCGACUCACUGCAAGCGAUGUCAAGAGACUCAAUCGGCUCUACCGACGAUGUGUUGAACAGGGUGGCAUUCUACUCGUGCAGCCCGAGCACAUUUUAUCAUUCAAGCUUAUGACUAUCGAGUACCAUUCGUUGCCGGACGGAAACAGCGCGACUGAAGCUCUUGUUGAUCUCCACCACUUCUUCCAGUCCAAUUCUCGCGAUAUCGUGGACGAGAGUGACGAGAACUUCAGCCCGAAGUUUGAGCUCAUCUACACCAUGGGAGAGCAGCGCCCGAUAGAGCUCAGCCCAGAGCGUUGGAUUAUACUGCAACGCCUUUUGGAUGUCGUUCUUGAUGUCACCCCAUCAGUGCAGCAAAACAUGCCUGAGGGCAUUGAGAUUACGCAUCGUAGCUAUGGCCGAUUCCCUCGCACACGCAUUCUUCGUGCUGAAGCCGGCGCGCAGCUCCUCCGCGAAAUUGCGAGGAGGAUUUGCUGCACAGGCCUUCCAGGUUUGCCUAUCGGCCGACAGAGCGACAAGAUGAGAGCGGCAAUUUUCGACUAUAUUAUCGAGGAAAAUGUCUCCGCAGACCAAGUUGCACUGGUGGAAACGAAUGACGGCUUCUUUACUGAUUCAAUCAAGGAGCCGUUGCUCUUGCUGCGUGGCCUCAUGGCAGGCAGAGUGCUGCUUUUUGCGCUCCGACAGAAAAGAUGGAGAGUAAACUACGGCUUGGAUCCAAACCGAACACCGACUACAAGACUGGCGGUGCCGUACAGGGCAAAGGACAGCCCAUCAACGAGAGCAGAGUUUAGCCACCCGGACGUGGUUAUUCUGUUGACUUGCUUGAGCUCCUAUUAUGCAGGCUUAACCGACGAGGAACUGUUUAUAGCCUUCAAUCAUGUGGUACGAUCCGACCAGGCAGAGAUUGAGUACCAGCAAUGGGUCGCAAAUGCACCUGAGCUACCGAGCUCGUUCCAUAGCUUGAACGGAGUCAACCUAAAAGACGUGGACCAGGUCACUAGAGAAGUGUUUCCUCACCUCCGACAGGCAAAGAGUGUGGUUGACUAUUACUUGUCCCAAAUGAUCUUUCCAAAAGAAAUGAAAGAGUUUUCGCAUAAGCUCUCGUCUUCAGGUUGGGACCUUGGCGCUCAGAAAUCCCACGCGACGACCGGGUUCAGCGGUACAAACGACUCGCGCCACGUUUUACCCCUUGACGUGAAGCAACUCGACAUCCAAGACCAGCUGCACACCAAUGCCUUGGUCCUCGAAAAUCUUCUCCGGCCAGAAAACACGGUGCAACUGCUGCGUUCUUCCAAGGGCAUUCAGGGCUCCGAGACAGACCGCCUGCUUGCAUUCGCUGCGGCCAUUGAAAACGAAGUUCAUGUUAUUUUGGAUGUUGGCGCUCAAGUACUGGAGCUCACGAACAUUCAAGUGGCCAAGAGAUGGCUGGAACUUCUUCCUGUGGAGCAGAAACAUGAAGCUGUCGUAUUUUUCGAUGAUGAUGACGAGACCUGUGUCAUUGAUCGCAAAGGAGUUGUUGAGAGACUGCAGACGUCGCCGUACGCCGAGCAGCUGGAUCGUUGCCUUGUGUUCCUGGACCAGGCACACACUCGAGGAACGGAUUUGAAACUUCCAGAAGGUUACAGAGCUGCGGUGACUUUGGGACCAGAUCUCACAAAGGACAGACUCGUGCAAGCAUGUAUGCGGAUGCGGAAACUCGGUCAUGGGCAGUCAGUCGUAUUCUGCAUCUCAAGCGAGAUGAAGGCUCGCAUUCAUCUGGCCACGAACAAACCAUCAGACAGCGAAGUUGCGGUAGCUGAUGUCCUAAUGUGGGCUAUCUCCGAGACUCACGCCGAUUUACAAAGACUGAUGCCGCUCUGGGCGAUUCAGGGAGCCCGGUUCUACAGCCAGAAAACUACCUGGGACAGUACUACCACGGAAAAUGGGAUCACACUGACGCAGGAGCUCGCGGAUAAUUUUCUCGAAGAAGAGGCGCAGACUAUAGAAUACCGCUACCGACCAAAGCCGCAAAUCAACGAUACCGAUGAAAUGCUGUCCUCGUUUGCGCGACUCGGGCUCGGAGAAGACCAAACUGAAUCGUUGCAUGCGAUUCAACAACGCUGUGACGACUUUGGCGUGUCGCGCUUCCAUUCGGAAGCGCUGCAGGAGGAGCAGGAGAAGGAACUUGCACCCGAGGUUGAGCAGGAGCGCCAGAUCGAGCGGCCACCGCCUAUGUCUCCCGCUAAGCACGAGCUGCAUCCGGACCUGAAAAGCUUUGUGGCGACAGGAAAUAUCCCAUCGAAGACCGCCGCGUUACACCCAGCAUUCUUAGCCCUCAUGAGCACAACAGUGGCGGAAUGGAUCGACUUGCACCAGUUCCCGGAUGACUUGCUCGUCACGGCCGACUAUGCGCGGACGGUCCUGCUGCCCACGCGCGGCGGACUCGCAGACUCUUUUCAGCGGCCUGUCCAAUACAUUCUCACCGGCUGCGACGCUAGCAGAGCAAUCGUCAUCAGCCCGCACGAGGCGCAAGAGCUCCUGCCGCUGCUGACACGGCCGUCGGUAUCGUCGCGCGUGCGCCUCCAGCUGUACGCGCCGCGGACGACGCUCGGCCUGGAGCCGCUGGACGCGCUUCGCCUCUACACGGUCCCGGAGACGGUCGUCCCGGAGACGCCGGCGGUAUCAGACCGCCUGCGCUUGCUGCUGAACCUGUUCGCCGGCCAGCUCUACUUUGCCUCGUUCCGCGACUACGCCGACACGUGCGACCUGCUGGGGCUCGCGUGGCAGCCACGCACCGACGGCGUCACGGUUGAGACGGACGGCUUCAUCGUCGGCGGCGAGGGGGCUGCGUUUGAGAGAAGUCCGGUGCAGGGCAUCAGGUUGCUACUGACGACGCUGCGACGCGACGGUCGGGAUAUCGGCAAGACGCAUUGGGGUCGUAUCCUCGGGGGUGAGUUUUUGACCGAGGCGGACUUUGAGGCGUGA
Molecule: messenger RNA, 3465 nt
Organism: Cordyceps fumosorosea ARSEF 2679
Lineage: Eukaryota; Fungi; Ascomycota; Sordariomycetes; Hypocreales; Cordycipitaceae
Exons: 2
Coding region: 1-3465 (1154 amino acids)
Source: RefSeq, a predicted model, not a curated record